AUGGAGUGCUCAGGUGAGAAUCCUGCCAGCGAUCCACAGCCUGAAUCGGCUCCUGAUGAGGAAUUUGGCACUCUGAAAUAUCAGCUACUCGGUCCCUCUUUAACCAAAGCGGGCCAAGACUCAGUCGAUCAGCAAAAGGUAUCGGAGAUUAUCUACAAUGCCUCCAAGGGCUCUAAGUUCUUUAAUCAUGAACAAGAGCGGGAUCGAAACCUCACGUUGAAAACCGAGCGAAUCGUAAAAGAAAAGGCACGGCUGGAACGUCUAGACUUGAACAGUGAGCUACGACGUGCCGAUGAAUACCUCGCUGAGCUAGAAUUGAGCCGUGAUCUUUCUCAACAUGUCAUUCAUGUGGAUUGUGACGCGUUCUUUGCCGCCGUCGAGGAGCUUGACCGGCCGGAGUUGAAGACAGUCCCUAUGGCGGUCGGUAAAGGAGUCUUGACAACCUGCAACUAUCUCGCGAGGAAGUUCGGCGUUAGAAGUGGCAUGGCUUCGUUUGUCGCGAAGAAGCUCUGCCCGCAGUUGGUUCUUUUGCCGCAGAACUACGACAAAUACACCGCAAAGGCCAAGGAAGUCCGCGCUAUCAUGGCCGAAUAUGAUCCUCUUUUCGAGAGUGCGAGUAUAGACGAAGCCUAUUUGAAUAUCACAGCGUAUUGCAACGAAAAUAACCUGGAGCCUGAUGAAGUUGUUCGGCGGAUGCGUGCAGAGAUAUUGGAGACAACCAAGGUGUCCGUUUCAGCCGGAAUUGCUGCUAAUGCGAAGGUCGCAAAGAUUGCCUCCAACCUCAACAAGCCCAAUGGGCAAUUUCAAGUCCCCAAUGAACGUGAGGCAAUUAUCGAAUUCAUGCGCGACCUCUCGGUCCGCAAAGUCAAUGGAAUUGGCCGAGUGUUCGAGCGAGAGCUGGAAUCAAUAGGCGUGAAAAAGUGUGGUGAUAUCUUCCCACAUCGUGCUUUAUUGACCAAGCUAUUUGGGGAGAAGGCCUUCCAAUUCCUGGCCCAGUGCUACCUCGGUCUUGGGAGGACCAAAAUCGAGCCUAUUGAGACACAUGAACGUAAAAGUGUCAGUACGGAGACUACGUUUCAUGACAUCGGAGACAAGGAGGAACUACGAGCGAAGCUCUGGUGGGCUGCACAGGAGCUUGAAAAGGAUCUGGCACGGACUCAGUUCAAAGGCCGCACGCUUGCCUUGAAAGUCAAGCUGCAUACUUUCGAAGUGCUCACGCGCCAGACAGCCCCAUCUCGUGCCGUCUCCCUGGCAAAAGAUCUGUAUUACUUUGCUUUGCCCAUGCUCGCCAAGCUUGAGAAGGAUAUCCCGAACAUGAAGCUACGGCUCCUCGGUCUUCGCUGCUCGAAUCUGGUCAGCACUCAGAAAGUUGGGAUUAACUUUUUCGGCGUAGUGACACCAAAGCCCGCGACUGAGCCCACUCCUGUGUCGGCCUCUGGUGUGGAUACAGAUCAUGAAAUUUGUGCCGAGGAAGCUUUCGAGGCGGCGGCUCGGCAAGAAAUCCAGGACGAGAUGAAUGAUCUAGAGCAGCUGAGUCAAGAAACACCUGCUGUUUCUGUCGCUCGCAGGCCAGAGGCCUCUGCAGACCCAGAGGUCGUUGAAGCACCCCCAAUGUGGGACUGUCCCAUAUGUACACGGCCACAGAUUGCAGAUGAUCGCAUUUUCAACGAGCAUGUGGACUUCUGUCUCUCUAGGCAGACGAUCCGCGAAGUGGUGCAGGAUACCUCAGAAGAAACACCUUUGAUACCCCACAAUUCCAGAAAAAGGAAGAUGGCAUCGCAGGCUGGUAUUCCCGAAACGGACCCAAAACAGAAGCGGCUUUUUUUCCAAUGA
Messenger RNA from Penicillium egyptiacum, 1833 nucleotides. NCBI's taxonomy places the organism in Eukaryota, Fungi, Ascomycota, Eurotiomycetes, Eurotiales, Aspergillaceae. The record is from the annotation of a GenBank genome assembly.